AUGAGUGUGACGCUGUCUGGUCGCCCCGCCGCCGUGUGUCUCGGCAUGGGCGUGGCUGUACUUGCUUCCGUGUCUUUCUCUCGACAUAAUACAAAUCUAUGGCGUGUCUUUCGCCAAGCGUCUGCAAACUGUCGAUCUCGUCGCCAUCUCUGCAGCUCCAGCUCCAAACGACUGUCACCAAGUGCGCGACUCUUGCCAUGCGUUCAAGAACUGGAACAAGCGGAUCUCAAGAAACGCAGUAAACAAACGAUAACAGUCGUUCAGCUCAACAUUUUAGCAAGUAAUUUGGCGACGCGGAAUCAUUUCCCGUAUGUUUUGGAGUCAAGUUUAAACUGGGAGAAUCGUAAAUUGGCGUUACUUCGACAAUUGGACGCAUUGGAUGCAGAUGUCGUGUGUCUUGAAGAGCUGAGCGACUAUUGGACGUUUUUCAAGCCAGAAUUACAAGACCGAGGGUAUGAAAGCGUCUACGUGAAACGUCCAUCUAUCCAUGUUUCAAACUGGUCGGGUGAGAAAAAGCACGAUGGCUGCGGAAUUUUCUACAAAAAAGACAAGUUUGAGCUGAAAGAGUUUGAAGCUAUAAACUUUCAUGACCCACAUGACCGAGUGGCUGUUUUGGCGUUACUGAAGAUGCGUCACUUUGCGCAGUUCGUGUUGGUCGGCUGCACGCACUUAUGGUGGAAUGCCAAGAAGAUGGAUCAUCAAAUGGCCGAGCUGUUUGAACUGGAGGAAGAGGUUAUCCGUAUGAGCAGCGAUGUGAAAGACAAAUACGAGCGUGAUUUAGUUGAGACUGUAACUGGUCCGAACAGGGUACCAAUCGUACUCUGCGGUGACUUUAACAACUGUCCCGAAUCGCCAAUUUACGAGUACAUGGAAAACUCGUUCAUGCAGAAACCCAAUUUGGAGGGCGUAAGCGAAGUUUUUCGUAGUGCGUACGCGUUCUACAAGCCAAACGCACUGGCGAGUGCAUUGGAACACUCGAAAGAGGCACUGCAGUCUUUCAAGGUAGAAGAAGGCAAGAAGGCUGAGCCGCCACACACUACUGUAAACUUCCGGCGCUGCUGGACGAUUGACUAUAUCUGGUACACGAAGAGCAGUUUGGUCCCGUCACGUGUUCUGGCGAUUCCGCCGGAGACGGAAUUACGAGCUGAAGAUGGGCCAGGAAACUGGUUUAAUCAACUGGCCAUGACAGACAAUUUGAACCCUUCAGGUCGCCUGCCAUCGGGUCUGCACGGCAACUACAACGGAAUUCCCAAUUCUGUUUUUGGCAGUGACCAUGUGCCCAUCAUGGCUGAGUUUGAGUUUCUCUGUGCUAGUAAAGACAGGAAUGUCGAGAGCAACGAGUGA
Peronospora farinosa is the source of this 1344-nucleotide messenger RNA. The record is from the annotation of a GenBank genome assembly. NCBI's taxonomy places the organism in Eukaryota, Oomycota, Peronosporomycetes, Peronosporales, Peronosporaceae.